This is a messenger RNA of Salpingoeca rosetta, 2292 nucleotides long. RefSeq lists its product as uncharacterized. The coding region runs from base 1 to 2292 and encodes 763 amino acids. The record is from RefSeq and is a predicted model, not a curated record. NCBI's taxonomy places the organism in Eukaryota, Choanoflagellata, Craspedida, Salpingoecidae. The transcript has a single exon.
AUGAGCGACACUGUGAGCGUGAGCGAAUGGGCCCUCAUCGCGGAGCAGCUGUUCGCAAUGUUGCCAGUGCAAGGCGAUGCUGUGACAUUGAUGUCAGCGAUGCACGCACGAUGCACGCGACGUGACGGCGUCCGGGCGUUUUGCAACCUGAUGAUGACCUGCCGCGAGCUGUACCUCGACUUGCCGUGGGCAAUGCCCAAGUGGUGCCUGUCAGACGUGCUGCUGACAGAGACUGCAUACAACACGUUCAUCUCACGGGCCGCUUGCCAGCGCAUGCUCAUCGUGGACUGGAUGGACACGUUUCAGCCAGCCCUUGUCCGCGUGGAGGAAGAGGAGGAGGAGGACGAGGACGACGACGACGAAGACACGUCCGCCGGAGGCACCUCAACCACAACCGUAUCCCGCGAGGUGUGGCUGGAGAACCGCUUUCUCGCGUACACCUGGCUUGGCGUCACAUGGGACAGCAGAUGCCCCUUCCUGCAGGCCAAGCUGAUGACAACUCCGCGCACGGCAGGAGGAUUCUGGUCAACGUUUGCUCGGUGCGGACGCGUGCAUUUCGCGAAGCUGUCCGCCAUGGACGCAUGGGCUACUGCAUCGCACGAUGAGCAGAUGGAGGAAGAGGCCGUGGAGGAGGGGCAAGCAGCGGAGGGGAUGGAGGACACUCGCGAUAUGAACACAGCUCCACCAGAACAACACAAGCACCAGCAGCAAGAGCAGCAGUACCAGCAGCAGCACCAGCAGCAGCCACGAAGGCCAGCAGUGUUCUCGCUGGUGGCUACACUGCACAAUCAACAGCAGGUUGAUCGGUGGAGUGCGUUGCGCGACACAACCUUGGCUGGUGUGCAGGGCAGCCGUGUGGACCUUACCGUGACCGCAGGCCUGUCUUCGCUGGCCGCACGUGAUGUGAACAAGCUGUACCUCUCCACGCUCGAGGCUGCCGUUGACCAAGUCUCGUUCGAGAAGGUGGCCCACGUCAACUGGAUGACGCACGAGACACAACGCAGCAUACGCGGCACAUUUGCGGGCGUGGAACGGCUUGUCCUGAACAAUGCAGCAUCGGUAAAUGACAUUAGCGUGCUUGCAGGCAUCCCCGCCAUCACCUUGUCGUGGUACAGCUGUCCUCAUCAGCCUGUGGACCUGGCGUCACCAGCAGGCGUUGACCUUUCGCCACUGUCGAGCAUCAAGGAGUUGUCUCUCAUCAGAGUGCGGUUUGCCAAUGAGCAGCAAGCGUUCGCAACAGCACAACAACUUAAGCUCUCACGCGUUGCGCUCAGAUGUGACACGCUGCAGGCCGCCAACGUCAAGCUGCACUCCCUUCUAACAGCGCCAGAUGUGCUGCACCUCCCAAACGCCACCCACAUUGAGUUGGUGUCGACCUUCCGUGUGAAGCGCGUCACGUGCCCAGCCCGCAUCGACACGCUCAUCAUUGACGAUUUCUCACACACGCCGCCAGCCAUUCCAGAGUUUGAGCACGCGCAUAAGGUGGACCUCAAUCUGAACACGCCGCUGACACGGGAGCAGCUCGCAGACCUGGGCCGGCGCGUCGACAGCCUCGUGCUUCGUGGCACGACUGUUGCGCACAUGGCUGAUUUGCAGGACAUCCCUGACGAUGUCCAUGUGCAGCUGAUGAGCGUGUGCGUUGACGGGCCCGUGCCGACGUGCGUCAAUGCUUUGGAGGUGUACCUGGAGGGGAUUGACGGCUACCGCGGCGCUUGGAUGAGCAAUGUGCCCAACUUGCUCUUGCCUGGUCUGCUGCAGCACCGGCGCGUGCAUGACCUGCAUCUGUUGUCUGGGCGCAAGCUGUUGCACCUGAGUGAGUGCAACUUUGCCGGCGAGCUCUCUCGCUGUGAUCGCCUCGACCUCUCCUUGUGCUCAGGAUCCGUCUCAGUGUCACGCAUCGAGUCGCUGAUCAUCGAAAAGGCAAUACUGGGCUUAUCAUGCAGCGCGACAGCGGAUGGGAGUGGCGCUGGACGCAAGACCAUGGCUCGUGCACGCGAGCAGCUUGUAGUGACGGGCGUGCGCGACGUUGCACACUGCCGGCUGCAGCACUGCAGCAUCGAGGCGUUUGCGGGGUGCAUCGAGCACGUGCAGCGGCUCAUCCUGUCGCGGUGUACCUUUGACAGCGUGGACGACCUCCCGUCUGUUGGAUCACUGGUGCUGCGGGAGUGCACGACGGAAGACAAGGCGUGGCGGUGGCCAGACGUCGUGAUGACUGGCCGCACACCAGCAGAGAUGGCGCACGUCCUCAUGCAGGGGAAGGAGAGAUGUGAGCCGCGCUACUGGAGUUGGUGA